AUGCCACGUUUUGAAAACAACAACUAUAAUUACAACAACGGCAAAGCCGUUUGGAGCUCCGGCCGCCCCGACGCCUACCCGGCGACGCGAUUCGGGGGCAGACCGCCGCGAGCAAACCGCCGCGAAGGUGGCGGCCUCCGGGGUCCACAUGGGGAUGACGGUGAGGGCGAGAGUCGCCAACCGGAGGAGCCGCGAAUGGAGGAAACCAGCCCCGCAACCCUCGAUCUUGUGUUAGAAAGAUUGGAGAGGUUGGAGAGAUUGGGUAAAUUCGAGACAGAGAGAGAUGAUUCAGCCCGUCGUGUCGACAAUCUUGACCAUUCUUGGUCACGGGAGACGGAACAACCUUCGGGUUUUGAUGUCGGAGGUGACUGGGGGUACGACGAGACGCGUCGCAUGAGAUCGGGCGAUCGGGCUGCUGGCGGACGAAACCCUAAUUGGGGUUUUCACGAGGGUCCGCAGGACGCUAGGGCACGACGCGAUACCAUCAGUCGUAAUGGGCCCGAAUGGACAACACAAGGCAACCGCAAUCCGAGGCAAUCAUCUGGGGGGUUCGAUCGUUCUUUUAAUCGGCCACCAACAUGUUGGGACCCUCCACAGAGAUAUCAGGGUAGUGCCCAAGGUUUCGAGAGGCAGCAAGGGGUGAGGAUGGAUCCCCCGCGAUUCGACGGGUCGGAUGCGAACAAUUGGAUUUCUAGAAUCCAAUAUUACUUUAAUCACCUUAUGAUGCCCGAAGCUCAACGAUUACAUUAUGCCGUGAUGUUAUUUGACCAACCGGCAGCAGAAUGGGUGUUUAAUUAUUGUGCAAACAAUGAGUUCGUCACGUGGGACGACUUUCUGGAGGAUGUUCGCCAUCGCUUCGAUAGAAGGAGCACUCAGAAUUAUUUUGGUCUAUUGGCAAAACUCACACAAACAGGACCACUGUUGGAAUAUCACAAUACGUUCGAAAAAUACUUGAAUCGGGUCCAAGGGGUCCCGGAAUCAGAGUUGUUCACUUUGUUUGUAGCGGGCCUCAAGCCGGACGUGCAGGAGCGCGUAAGGUUGCACAGACCAGGGUCCCUAUCAGCCGCAGUGGCCUUGGUUUUGGAGUGGACAGAUGCUCCGUAUGAGCGCGGGACACAGCCGGCCUUUUCGGCCACACAACGUCGGCCUUGGCAGAACCGUGAGGGCCGAGGGCAGCCUAUUACCCCGGCGGGCCCAACGGCAGCAUCGGGCUCAGCCAUGACGGGCCAGACAGCGGGCCCGGUUAGCCGCGGUGGGGAAAGACCGCGAACCGGCGCAAUUCGAGUGUCCCAAGCCGAAAAGACAGAGCGCGGCCGUUUGGGUUUGUGUUACUAUUGCCCCGAAAAGUGGAUCGUCGGACAUGUGUGCAAACAAAGACUGCUAUGCUACGCCGAGGACGAAGCAGACGAGGAUAAGGAGGCGGACGAAUUUUCGGGUGAGGAGACGGUGCCGACGGACGUGUCGCAUGUUCACGCAAUGGAUGGGGGUCGUCGAUCUCGGCCGAUUAAGGUCGUGGGGGUUAUACACGAUCGUGAGGUGUGUGUCUUAAUAGACACAGGGAGCGACCAAGAUUUUCUCCACCUAAAGAUUGCGGAAUCAUUGCACUUGCCGCUAUCGCCUAUUCGCCCAUUCAAGGUGAUUGUGGGUAACGGGGCAGCCCUUCUUUGCACACGCGUCUCCAGACAGACAAAAUUAGAGGUGCAGGGCUCGGUUUUUAUGGUGGAUCUCCAUAUUCUACCUAUUCACGGGCCAGAUGUGAUUCUAGGAAUGGACUGGCUGGAAUCGUUGGGGAAGGUGACCGCAGAUUUUGUGGGAAAAACAUUGGAAUUCGUGCACGGAGAGAGCCGUAUUAAGUUGACGGGGGUUACGCCGCCCGCCCGCAAGAUAGAUGGAGUCUCAUUGGCGGCUAUGAUGUCCCCUUCGGGAGGUUUGGAAGUAUAUGAGAUCAUGCUCCUGGAUCCGGAACCGACCACUACCACGUCCGAGAUCCAAGAGGAGUUCCCGGCGGAUCUGGCGCCACCCAUAGCUGCGGUUCUGGAGACUUACAGACCGGUUUUUAGCAGGCCGUCCGGGAUGCCACCAUCGCGUCCUUAUGAUCACCGCAUACAUCUGCUGCCGGGCACGAAACCGAUCAAUGUCAGGCCGUACCGCUACCCCUAUUUUCAAAAAAACGAGAUAGAGCGGCAGGUCAAGGACAUGUUGGAUCAAGGGAUUAUUCAAAGAAGCAACAGUGCAUUCUCUUCACCAGUGCUGCUGAUUCGUAAGAAAGAUGGAUCUUUUCGCUUCUGCAUUGAUUAUCGUGCGCUGAACACCGCCACUGUACCGGACCAUUUUCCAAUACCCACGGCGGAUGAGCUUUUUGACAAAUUGGGAAAAGCCCGGGUGUUUACGAAGCUAGAUUUGCGGUCAGGGUACCACCAGAUCAGGAUGCAAGAGGAGGAUGUCUUUAAAACGGCCUUUCGAACACAUGACGGCCAUUUCGAGUUCUUGGUGAUGCCUUUUGGGUUGACAAAUGCCCCAUCGACCUUCCAGGCAGCAAUGAACGCUAUUUUUCAACCAAUGUUACGGAGGUUCGUCAUUGUUUUCUUCGAUGACAUACUGGUUUACAGCCCGACUCUGGAGGAUCAUGGGGAGCAUUUGGCCGCUGUAUUGAAAGUUCUACAAGAAAAUAGUUUCUUCGUCAAGUUAUCCAAGUGCUCUUUCUGCAGUUCCACCGUGGAAUAUUUGGGACACUUGAUCAGCAAUGGUUCUCUUAUGGCCAACCCCAAUAAAAUUAGUGCGAUGACGGCUUGGCCGAAGCCAAAGAAUGUUAAGCAACUCCGAGGGUUUUUAGGGCUAACCGGUUAUUACCGUCGUUUCGUGGCGGGAUACGCGCUGAUUGCGUCACCCUUGACCGAUAUGUUGAAAAAGGACGCAUUUGUAUGGACCCCAGAGGCGGAAUCUAGUUUCUUAGAUCUGAAGGGAGCCAUGACGACAGCCCCGGUGCUUCGUCUACCUGAUUUUGAGAAGACUUUCUGCGUCGAGACGGACGCCUCGGAUACGGGCAUUGGCGCGGUAUUACUACAGGACACGCACCUGAUUGCUUUCUUUAGCAAGAAACUUGGGCCUCGCCGCCGAGUCGCUUCCACUUAUCACAAAGAAUUAUACGCGAUUGUCGAGGCGGUACAAAAAUGGCGUCAAUACCUCCUUGGGAGAGAGUUCGUCAUUAGGAGUGAUCAAAAGAGCUUGAAAGAGCUGCUCCAGCAGAUAGUACAGACGCCGGAGCAGCAGCUAUAUGUGCGUAAGCUCAUGGGGUAUAAGUUCGUUAUCGAGUAUAAGAAGGGGAUCACGAACCUAGCAGCCGACGCGCCUGUCACGGCGCGAGGUAGACGAGCCUUCCGACGACGAGCGCACGGUAGAUCACCCGGAAGACGACGAGGGGCCCGGAGCAGAGCGCAGCGGCGAAAUUCUGGCCGCCGCGGCACACCCUAUCCCGCAGCUGCUGGAGUUACUUCGGCGAGAAACCGCGACGUCCCCGCAAAUGCGAGAGAUCGUGGUCGAGAUCAAGGAGGGGCGGGCCCCACCUCAUUUGACCUUCGUAGACGGCCUUGUGUUCUACAACCGGCGCUUAUUUGUGAGCUCACGAUCGUCAGCAAGGAUGCCGAUAUUGACGGAAUAUCAUUGUUCACAAUCGGCGGGUCACCCCGGGUUCGAGCGUACGUUGCGCCGCGUGACUGCCGAUUUUUACUGGCCCAACAUGAAGAAAGAAGUUAA
This is a messenger RNA of Salvia splendens (bonfire salvia), 3753 nucleotides long. RefSeq lists its product as uncharacterized. The transcript has a single exon. NCBI's taxonomy places the organism in Eukaryota, Viridiplantae, Streptophyta, Magnoliopsida, Lamiales, Lamiaceae. The coding region runs from base 1 to 3753 and encodes 1250 amino acids. The record is from RefSeq and is a predicted model, not a curated record.